AUGUCUGCAACAAUUCAAGAUACUUCUGAUCUAAGGCGGAGACAAGCUCAAUUCACCGAGGAAUUGCACGGUGAUGAUAUUGGUUCAAAGAGCGGAUUUUCCGCGUUCAUUUCGAAGAACAAAUCUGCUCAAAAGGAAGCUGUUGCCAAAUAUUUAAGACAUUGGGAUGGUAAAACUGAUAAAGAAGCUGAAGAAAAACGUUUGCAGGAUUAUAACGAAGGUACUCACUCCUACUACAAUGUCGUUACCGAUUUUUACGAAUACGGUUGGGGUACUUCAUUCCAUUUCAGUCGUUUUUAUAAAGGUGAAAAUUUUUACGCUAGUGUAGCACGCCAUGAACACUAUCUAGCUUAUAAGGCCGGUAUUCAGGAAGGUGACUUAGUCCUCGAUGUUGGUUGUGGUGUUGGUGGACCAGCAAGUGAAAUUGCACGUUUCACAGGUUGUAACGUUGUUGGUCUAAACAAUAAUGAUUAUCAAGUCGCAAAGGCCAAUUGGAAUGCCAAGAAGUUUCACUUACAAGACCAAUUGGAAUUUGUUAAGGGUGACUUUAUGAAAAUGGAUUUCGAUGAUAACACUUUCGAUAAAGUUUAUGCCAUCGAGGCCACAUGUCACGCGCCCAAAUUAGAAGGUGUUUACGGUGAGAUUUACAGGGUAUUGAAACCAGGUGGUACCUUUGCAGUUUACGAAUGGGUUAUGAGUGAUAAGUACGACGAGAGUAAUCCUGAACAUCGUAAAAUUGCUUAUGAGAUUGAAGUCGGUGAUGGUAUCCCCAAGAUGUUUCCUGCUCAAGUUGCAAGAGAAGCAUUGAAAAACGUGGGGUUCGAAGUUAAAGUAGCUAAAGAUCUAGCCGACAAUCAAGACGAGGUUCCAUGGUAUUAUCCUCUAACGGGGGAAUGGAAGUUUGUGCAAACCUUCGGAGAUCUAGCCACGUUUUUCCGUACUUCUUACUUAGGUCGUAAGUUUACCACGUUUAUGGUAUACCUUAUGGAAUUAUUGGGCAUUGCACCACAAGGCUCAACUAAAGUGACAUUGGCACUAGAAGAGGCUGCAGUAGGCCUCGUGGCAGGGGGUCGUGCCAAAUUGUUCACCCCAAUGAUGCUCUUUGUUGCAAGGAAGCCAGACGACAAUAAGCACGUUUGA
Messenger RNA from Zygosaccharomyces rouxii, 1140 nucleotides. It is a transcript of the gene ERG6, whose product is annotated as sterol 24-C-methyltransferase. Gene Ontology annotation, cellular component: endoplasmic reticulum. Gene Ontology annotation, molecular function: sterol 24-C-methyltransferase activity. Gene Ontology annotation, biological process: ergosterol biosynthetic process. The coding region runs from base 1 to 1140 and encodes 379 amino acids. NCBI's taxonomy places the organism in Eukaryota, Fungi, Ascomycota, Saccharomycetes, Saccharomycetales, Saccharomycetaceae. The transcript has a single exon. The record is from RefSeq and is a predicted model, not a curated record.